Penicillium canariense is the source of this 2340-nucleotide messenger RNA. RefSeq names its product C2H2-type zinc finger protein. Gene Ontology annotation, cellular component: chromatin. Gene Ontology annotation, biological process: DNA-templated transcription; regulation of transcription by RNA polymerase II. The transcript is spliced from 3 exons. The coding region runs from base 1 to 2340 and encodes 779 amino acids. Gene Ontology annotation, molecular function: DNA-binding transcription factor activity, RNA polymerase II-specific; zinc ion binding; RNA polymerase II cis-regulatory region sequence-specific DNA binding. NCBI's taxonomy places the organism in Eukaryota, Fungi, Ascomycota, Eurotiomycetes, Eurotiales, Aspergillaceae. The record is from RefSeq and is a predicted model, not a curated record.
AUGGCUCCCUCAGCUCCCGGGACGGCCAGCAAUUCGCCGGCCAAGAAGUCUUCCGCUCCGGAGAAGAAGUACAAGUGCCAAUUUUGCAAUCGCGCCUUCAGCCGCAGUGAACAUCGCAGCCGACAUGAGCGUUCCCACACAAAAGAGCGACCCUUCAAGUGUUUGAAGUGUCGGAGUACCUUCGUGCGCCGCGACCUUCUCCUGCGCCAUGACCGAACUGUGCACGCCAAAGAUGGCGGUAUCCCCUUGGUUGCGGAGGGUCGGAGACGCGGUGGAAAUGGAGGGGUCCAGAAGCCCUCUUCGGCGGGUCCGUCCAAGCCUUCAAUCACGAUCGAUCCCGCAACACUGGAACAGAUCGAGGCAAGCAGCGAUGGUAUGGUCGACCUUGAAACUGCAGCCAUGUUGAUGACAGACUUCCAACAUAAGGCUGCAGCAGCCGUGACCGGUCAGGUCUCCGAGCGCUCCGACUCCCUCUCCCCUGGACGCGGCUCCUUCGAACCGUAUCUGUCGGGCAACGCCACUUUGCCCCAGAUGCCCUGGGACACGCUCGUUUCGCCCGCGGAAACUGGCUCGAUGCCCACCCUGGUCGACCGCCAUGGCCCCGUGGGAGACGUGCUUCUGUCGAACUCGCUUUCCAUGUCUGGAAACUCUACCCCGAACGCACUGUCCCCGUACCCCUCCAUGACUGGCCCCGUCAGCCCUGUGAACUACCGCCGGUCUCCCGGACCGAGCCAGGCUUUGACCCUCGCUAGGCCCCCUCAAUUAGCCGACGAUAUGGAGCGUAGCUUGAUCAUCGAGCGCGUGCAGAGCGCCGACACCCUGGGUGCUCUGCCCGAUAACUUCCAGAUUCCCUCCUCAGCCGCUCUGAACCGGUACCUGUCCACCUACUUCAACCUGUACCACCCCCAUCUGCCAUUCCUCCACCAGCAGUCCUUCAAGCCGACUUCGGCCCCGACCCCGCUGUUGCUGGCUGUUUUGUCCAUUGGGGCUCUGUACACGUUCGAGCGCGACCAUGCCUUCAUGCUUCAUGUCGGCUCCAAGGUUCUGGUUAACCAGUUCCUACAACACAAGGAGAACUUUGAUUCGCGCAAGUGUCCGCUGUGGCUGAUGCAGAGCACCCUGCUCAACAUGGUCUUCGAGAGCUGGAGCGGUGACCCCAAAGGUCUCGAGUGGACUUGUUCCAUCAAGAGUCUCCUUGCCAACAUGGUCGCUGGCAACCGGUACCAGCUCAAGCUGCGUACCGAGGCCCGUCAGGCGGUUCAACCAUCGCGUGAGGAGUGGAUUGAGGACGAGUCUUGCCGUCGUACCUACUUUGCCGUUUACAUCUUCUUCGGCAUGCUCACUCUGACUUUCAAUCACACCCCUGCGAUGAGCUUCGACGAGUUCGAUAACUUGGAGCUGCCUUCGUCCGAGUCCCUCUGGAACUUGGACGCCGCGGAUGAGGAGACCUGGCACCGUAGCAUCGCCGCCUCCAGCUCGUUGACCGUCCGCGAGGCCCACGACUUCCUGUUCCAGGGCGAGCAGACUCGCUACAGCGCCUUCGCUACUCGCGUUCUGAUCAACGCUCUGUUUUUGCAGGUGUGGAACCACAAGCGCAGCUUCGAGGCUCUGCAGGAUGUGGUGACCGAGUACAAGCUCCGUUUGGCUCUGGAGACCUGGGAGAGCUCUCUCGAGGUGUGCGAGCCGGAGACUAUUGUUGUCCCGCUCAGCACUCCCCAGAAGGGCCACCCUCUGAUCUUCAACUCGAUGGCGGUCUACCGCAACACUCGUGCCCGCCUUGAAGUCGACCUCAAGUCCAUCCAGGAGGCCAUGCGCUAUCACUCUUCCUACGAGGUGGCUGCUGCCAUGACCGUCGCCCGCGAGAAGGUCAAGCGCUCGCAGGAGAUGAACAAGGUUGUUGAGCAAUGCUUCGAGUGCAUCGAGAUUGCUGCCAUCCAGGGCAUCAACUGGGUCGCAAAGACCUCCGCCACCAACUGGAGCGUCGAGCACCCGCUAUGCGGCCUGGAUUUGAUGGUUAUCCUGAGUCUCUGGCUCUACCGCCUGGAACAUGACGACGAGCCGGCGACUGAGGCCGAAAUGGCCAUCUACAACAAGGUGCGGAAUCUAUUCGACGAUGAUGCCAUCGACGCCUUUGGUAAACUCAGCUCCACCGUCGCCCGUGUUUGGGGUAACAUCCUUGACGGCGUGGUUGUCUGGGGAAUUACCAAGUUGAUGGGCGAGUCGUUCAAGCUGCACUCCCAGGCACUGAUUGGCUACGAGGAUUCUUUGCGUGUCGCAAAGGAUCAGCCGAUUCACGUGGUGCCCACCAAGUCGCUCGCCAGCGUCGGUACUGCGUACUAA